AUGACGUUCUAUUUCUCUAAGAAAAAUCGUGAGAAACCCGUUGUGGACCCAGACAAAGUUGGAGAAGAGUGGCGAAGAGAAGAAGGAUUUAAUUCUCUUGACAUUCCGGUGAUAAAUGCUACAGAGAAAAGGUCGAGACGUGUUUUUGAUCAUCUUACACAAAAACCGGAUAUGGAUUGCGAAGUCACGGAAGAGUCGUGGAAAGCCCUUGUACGAGCUUCUCUUGAAAAGCUCAAGCCUCAAACGAAAGAUGUGAAAGGAACCGCUUCCUUAACAUCUGCGGAAACGGAAGAAAACUUGAAUGACUUUAAAAAGAUGAAGCCGUGGCAAAAGAAGAAGUUCCUUUUGUCUCAAGCAAAUGCUCGUGAAGUAGAACAAGAAGAAAGCUUAGAUGAUCAGCAAGCAGCGAAAAAACCUAGUUUGUGGCAGCAACGCAAAGAUACUGCCAAAGAGGCAAAGGAAAAAUAUGCAGAAGCUGGUGAUCUUGAUGAUGAAAAAGAGAUGAUAUCGCACAUGACUCCCUGGCAACGCAAAAAAUAUCUUGUUAAAAGCAUGAAAGAGAGAGGAAUUGAGAAUUCUGGGGAUUUCGAGGGAAUGAAUCCAGGCGAUGUGUCCACUAGCAUUCUUGGAAGGAAUAAGAAGAGGAAAGCAUCAGAAGACAUAGAAAAUGAUCCAGAAGCUCGCGAACCCCCCAAAAUCGUCAGUGCGAGGUCCUUGCUUACGGGAUCCAGAAUUGGUUUGAGCAAAUCGCAGAGCAGCAACGGGUCCAAACCCAAACAAUCUGAUCCGUUGCAUCGACCAUUUCAAAAUCCCGCUCAAAAGCCCGUCAACGAAACCAGCAAUCCUCGGAAUUCUCGCGAUGUUUCCAGUUUCAACUGCGAGGAAAAACUUCCUUCAGUGAAACGAACCGGCAGCUUAACAGAAAGAAUGGAAAUGGGAGAGGAGCUUGGGAAUCCGCUUCUUAGAAAUCUGGACCCGAAAAUGAUAGAAAUGAUUGAAAAUGAAAUCAUGGAUCAAGGAACUCAUGUGGAUUGGAAUGAUAUUGCCGGCUUGGAGCACGUGAAGAAAGUCAUCAAGGAAAUCGUUGUCAUGCCGAUGCUACGUCCGGAUAUCUUCACGGGACUCCGUGGACCUCCACGAGGAUUAUUGCUCUUCGGACCUCCUGGGACUGGAAAAACUUUGAUCGGUAAAUGUUUAGCGUGUCAGUCAAAGGCGACCUUCUUCAAUAUCAGUGCGUCCUCGUUGACAUCGAAAUGGUUUGGAGAAGCGGAGAAAAUGGUUCGAACUUUAUUCGCUGUUGCUCGGUGUAGAGCCCCUGCAGUAAUUUUCUUGGACGAAGUCGACUCCGUUCUGACGGCUCGAACCGGAGAUGAAAGCGACAGCGUACGAAGAAUAAAAACAGAAUUCUUCGUGCAGCUCGAUGGAGCUGGCUCUGGUGAUGAACGAAUCCUUCUUGUGGGUGCAACCAAUCGCCCCCAAGAACUUGAUGAUGCGGCGCGUCGACGAUUUGUUCGACGGUUGUACAUUCCACUGCCGGAGAAGAUAGCCCGGAAGAAACUGAUGGAAUCCUUGAUGGGUAAAGUGUCUUCCGCUCUAUCAGAUGCGGAUUUAGACUUCAUUGCUGAAAAGACGGAAGGAUUUUCAGGGGCUGACAUGAAAAAUUUGUGUCAGGAAGCAUCUUUGGGUCCCGUUCGUUCGAUUUCGGUGGAGAACAUUGAAACCAUCGGUCUGGAUGAGUUGGCUCCCGUAUCAAAAAUUGACUUCUUGGAAGCUCUGAAAACAAUACGCCCAAGCGUAGCUCAAGCUGAUCUUCAUUCGCUCGUGGAGUGGGAUAAAACAUACGUGCUUCUGUGGAACGUGAAUGAUCGCUCAGCAUUGCCGGUCAGAGGUGUUCUACACUCAGCAGAUUUGCGCGAAUUUCGGUUACUCGAGAUGCCGCCACCAUCUCGAAGCAAAAGCGAUGCGGUGACAUUAAAUUUUCCUGAAGUGAUCAUCGUGUCAAAGUUUCCGGAAGAUCAAAUCGAACUGGCCAGUGUUGACAUUCGCAAGCUAGCGAAGGCAUUUGAAGAAAAAUCCAAGGUAGUUGGUCCCGAGGCAGGCGGUGCAAACGGAGUAUACUUGUGGUGUCACGAAGAUAAACGAGGAUUAGUUGAACACGUGCCAUUGGAUUCCUCUACUUUGCUAAUUUUCGAACGCUUCGAUGAUUCGGGAGAGAGUACAUUUAGUAGAAUACAUUCUAAGAUAUCCCAACUUCGCAAACAAGAACGUCCUUCUUUGGUAGGCCCUCAAGUGAUCUUGAGUUCAAUGGCGAAGAAUACGAUCUUGCGACCGCAACCGUACGCCAGAUGGUGCAAUAGUAUGAGUGGAAUGAUCAUCUGUUUCUCAGGCAUCAAGGAAGACAAAGGAUCCACGACGUGUGAUAAAUUGAACCAUUUAAAAGAUCUCGCGCGAAGGAUGGGAGCCACGGUCGAGAAGGAUUUUGUGGACGGCGUUACCCACCUCAUCUGCCAAACGCACCUCACGGAAAAAUACAAGAUGGCUCGUCAUUUGAAAAUCCCUAUUAUGAGCGUAGAUUGGAUCACCACUUUGUACGAGGCUUGUCGGGAAAAUCCAUGGACGAACGCAUCUGAAGAACGCUUCAGAAAGCUGAAGUUUAGGUGUUUCGAAGGGCAAACUAUCUGUCUUUCACAGAUUCCCAAGAAAGAGAAAUUUCAGCUGAGAAAGCUGAUAGAAGAAAACGGGGGAACAUUCUUGGCCGACCUGAAGUUGAGUAAUGUUACAAUUUUAAUAUCUGGUUCGGCAUCUGGAGAGAAGUUUGAAGCUGCGUUAAAAUCUAACCGGAUAAUCAUUCUAAAAUCAAAUUGGUUGCAUGACUGCUGCGAUCAGGGAUACAUGUUGGACCACGCACCAUACCGUUUUGCAGAAAGGAAGUGUUCAACACCUACUUCUAUGACUGUCAAUGAGAGGCCCAGCUUUGACAUAAGCCGCGUCACCGGUGUCAACGAAACAGCUAUGGAACCACGAACAGUGGAAGAGACUUUUGAAUCGACUUGUUCCGUUGAUGAUUUCCGUUCAGCCGAAAGAGCCGACAAUGUUGGCUUUCCAUUAAGUGGUUCAAGAAUUUUUAUAUAUGCUGUGAAAUCUGCCCCAGCUUUGAGGAAAAUCGUCAGAGCUGCCGGAGGAGUAGUUUGCAGCGAUUUGAACGAUGAUGUCACCCAUUUGGUAGCAGAAGUUGACGAUAAUCAAGCAAACAUUGCUGAAGCUGUCACCAGAUUGCUGCGUGGAUACCCUACGGCAAACCCUGUUUGUGUUUCUGCUGAGUGGUUGAAGAGAUGUCUGGAUCUCAACAAACAUGUGGAAGAAAGUGAUUAUCUGCUCCAUUCUCCGCCUCGACCAACUGCUGAACCUGUUAUGCCGCAAUUUUCAAGGUCGCAAGCGCCGUGCCUUCCGAAUAAUAAUCCACCACGUUUCGUUGAUCCUGCUCCUCAGCCUAGCGCAUUAACCAUCGAACAUCCUCCGCCUGUUCCCGAAGAUGACACUGAUCAGUUCACAGAAUCGGAGGAUAUUCCGCGUGACCUUUUCCAAGGGAAGCGCAGUAUUGUUCUUGAAGAUGACGAAGAGAACUCCGUGUCUCAAUUACUUAUGGCGAUGGGGUCAGUCGUUGUGUCACCCACGUCAACAGAACGAGUGGAUUUCGCCUUCGUUGAUAUGGAAGCCAUGAAGAUGGGUUGUUGUUCUAUCCCAUCGACUCUGAAUGCUGACGAGAUUUUGUCCAAUGGAUGGAUAGAUGAUUGCCGAAAUGCGGGAAAGCUUCUUCCCGUUCAAUAUUUUCACCGUCCGAUUCCAUCGAAAGUGUACGAGAAGACUGAGCUGUUGAAAAAUUGUGUAAUAGUGCCGACGAGUUUCACUGGAUUGGAACGCGAGUAUAUCUGCAUCCUGGCACAAGUCGUCGGUGGUGUGUCGCUGGAAAUGUUGUCGAAAAAAGACGUGCCCGCAAAAGGUUACAGAGCGUGCACUCAUCUUAUCGCGAAAGUACCAGAAGGACAAAAGUACGAUCGAGCAGUGUUAUGGGGACUGCACACAAUUUGCGUGGAUUGGCUUUUAGAAUCCGCUUUGUCUGGUGUUCGACUUCCCGAAGUAAGUUUUCCUGUUGUAACUUUGGAUGAGGACAAGGAAAUGGAGCGUCUUCAAAAAAGCGACAUACUGUUACUUGAGCACUUGAAAAUUGGAGGAUGUAUUGGGAAGAAAUACUUGCCACCAGCCGAUGCUGAAGUGACCCUGACGGAGAAGGAAAAUGUGGAACCGUUUCAUUUAGAACAAAUGCCUGUGGACGACGAAUGUCCCACGAUGUCAUUCCACGAUGAAGAAAUUCAGAGAAGUGUCCAUCCUGCAACACCAGAAGUGAAACAGCAACUAAGUCCGCCUGUUUCCGUUCGUGGUGGUACACAACUAAGACUGAAUGAAGGAAGUAGGAAACGGUCUUUUCCAGCCGCUCGCUUGCAUGACGGCUCGUAUUGGAGACCCACUAAGAUUCCGCAUCAUUGUCUAAAAGAUCCUGUUGUUACGCAAGCUAAAGAAGAUGCCAAAUUUCUGGUGUGCCCUGCUUGGUUGGAUCAAUGUGCUGAGGAGCUUACUCGGGUUCCUGAAGCGGAAAAACCUUUGGGUUGGCGAGAUGCUCCUUCCCGAGAAUCGUCACCGACUCCAGAUCAGCGGAUGGAUAUUUCGUGGUAUCAACCCGAAGCUGGAAGUUCGGGUCGCAUUAAUGCGGGUUUGAAACCUGUGGAGAAACCGUCGAAUACUUGCAAUUCAUCGGAAAACCUUGAUGACGAGAGUGAGGAUCCGAAACUUUUGUCGGACAUGCAGCGAUUGGCCAACAUGGCCCAGCAGAGCAGAUCUUCCAGAGGCAGCACAAUUGCCCCCGAACCUUCGUCCAAGACCAGUACAAAGAAAAGCCAAGAGCAAAAGUUGGACACCAUCUCGUGGAAUGACCCAGUUGCAAUUGAGACUCGUAAGAAGUUUGACGCUUACAUCUUGGCCGACACGCAAACCCAACAACCACUCACGAUGAUGCACCAGAAAUUUAUGGAUUCUUAUGACAGUCAAGGAAAAGAUAGUGAUGGGAGUGAAGGCACGGAGCCCUUGAACGCCAAAAAGGAUUCGAUGGAGAGGAGGUCUGAAAUACGCUUGGAGUCGGAAACUGAACCACCAGUUGUGAGAGUCUUCUCCUUUGGAAGAUUGAGUGAAUCCGAGAUGACGAGGAUGAUGAGGGUGGUGGAGACGCUAGGUGGCUCUACUGUCGACACCAGACAGGUGGACCCAAGAGUGACGCAUUUCCUGACGGCAGGUGUUACUAGGAGUGAAAAAGCGAUUGGUCUGGUGGCUGCCGGUGCUUGGGUGCUUCAUCCAAAUUACAUCUUAGAUUGCGAACAAGCUGGACGAUUUUUGCCGGAGGAUAACUAUGAAUGGGGAUCUCCAGCGACGACCAGUGAGUUAAGCAAGCACAACCCUGCUGAACGAGGCUUAGCGCAAUGUGCUACCUUUUGGAGGAAGAAACGGGUUUUAGAAGGAGCAAACAAUUCUUUUUCACAAUUCAGAGCAGGAGUUCAUGUCGGAAAGAAAACCGGAGCAUUCGCGAGGAUUUUGCAAGCUGGUGGAGCUACUCUCGUUGAUACAAGACUUCCCUUGACCGACUUGAAAGAUGCAAAUUUGAUCGUUGCUGACGACGAGGACUUGAAAUCGAUUGAUUGGGUGUCGGUGGCGAAGAUGGGGGUUCCUGUUGUGACGAGCGCUUUCACUACGAAUUUCUUGAUUUCCUGUGGCAACUACAAAAUGUCGGAUUCUUACCAUUCGUCUUACGUUGACGCUUUGAGAAAGUUGGGCAAACCUGUGGAAUGAGGCUUUUCUCGUUUUCCAUUCGUGAAUGUUCUGUUUUAUUUUGUAAAAAAAUGUAGGAGUUAAUGGUCAUGUUUUUUACGAAGAGAAAACUUCCUGUAUAAGCUUUAUUUUUGUAUCCAUUCAAGUACAGUCUGAAUUUGUUCUUGAUUUUAUGAUUAGCGAUGCUCUCAAAUUAUGUAAUAUUCCAAAAAAAUACCUCGUGAUUUUCAGUAGUGAGAAUUUGCAGGUAGUUCUGAAGUCAGUGCCGAGAUCAGUUCUUGUGGGAUUUUUCCGGAAAACCUGAGAACCAGUUGCUGUGAAAUGGACCGAUGCUUAAGGUUUU
This is a messenger RNA of Notodromas monacha, 6217 nucleotides long. The record is from the annotation of a GenBank genome assembly. NCBI's taxonomy places the organism in Eukaryota, Metazoa, Arthropoda, Ostracoda, Podocopida, Cyprididae.